UGCACGCGGGAUAGGCUGCCAGCAGCCGUUGACGCUGGUUCCCCAGGGGACGGGCGCCGACUGAAGUCCCAGGACCAGCCUGACACAGCCAGGCUUGGGAUACACCAUGAGUCCUGCAUCCGCCAGGCAUGAGCUCAGCCGUGAGUCCAUUCACCCUCCCAGCCGCACAACAUCACAAUCUGAACUCGGGGAUGUUCCCUCACGCUCAGAGUCACUGGUGUCUAUCACCUCUGUUGCCCCUCCCAAAAAUACUCCACUGAAUGGCACAUCAUUCAGUAGGUCUACACGGUCAGUGCACAAAGAACAGAGUACCAGCAAAUUACCACCAAUGAAACCCACCCAGAGCCAGAAGGCGCGGCCUGGCCAUGUGUCUAAGAAAAUUAAGAUACGUGCAUCGUUCAAAAGACGGGCUGAGGGCCGGGCUAAGGUCCCCAAAAGACUCAGAGACAGCUCAAAGAAUUUUAUCUUCUCAUCUGCUGGAGUGUUGAAGGUCUUGAGGAUGUGUCUUAUUGCAGCAUCGGUGGUUUGUUUCAUCAUUGGUGGUGCCCAUGAGAUGUUUGUAGCAAUCACAAUUCAGGAAACCUGCAUCGUCCUAUUUUUUAUCAUAGUAUAUUUGGUAACCCUUCAACACUUGCUGAUCUGUAUACAAUGGCCUUUGCUUGAUCUUAUCAACAGCAUCAUUUCAACUGUGUUCCUUGGAGUAGUUGCCAUACUAACAUUGCAAGAAAAAGAAAGAAGGCACUGGUCCUAUGUUGGAGGGAUCCUGUGCCUCUCAGCAGCAAUCUUGUGUUUCAUCGAUGCGUUAUUGGUCAUCAAGAACAUGAAUAACAUGGAAAAAAGUCCUGGGAAUGUAAACUAAGCCUCCACCGCCCCACUGAGGCAGAAGCUAUGCUGAAGUCACCCAGCCCUUCCCAGCAUUUAGCAGGGACUCCACAUAUAAUCACUCCCUCCAGGCCAUCAUGAGCUCCCAAGCCCACGUGUGUGUGAGAUCAUAAAGACAGGGCUGUUAAGUCGGCAACACUUCUGCUUCCUCGUGUGGCCUUGUCUAAAAGUCGCGUUACCCCUCCCACUCCUCCACAAGGUUGUCCCAGGAGGUCAGGAGGGCCAGGACCCCAGGGAGCAACAGCCACACACCUGGGACUUCUUUUCACGGAAGGCCUCACUAAAGCCAGUGGGGCUUAGCGCAAGUUGCUGCAUGGAGGGUGGGAAUUUCUGGCCUCUGCCAGGGUCGAGGCAAUCCUGCUGGUCCGCGAGAGGAGGUGCUCGCGCUGACCAACCAUAAGCGUUAGAAUUCUGCAGUCCCAGCGGUCAGUUGAGCGCCGCCCUUGAACAGGUCUGAAGACACCAGGCUCUCUCUUGAGCUGGGCCUGUUCAAGGACUGCAGGCAAGUCAGAGCCCCGAGAAAUUGAGAACUACUGCUUAUCAUGGCAGUGCCUGGCCAGCCCAAAGCACAGUCCAAGGAUGAGAAGGGCACAA
Peromyscus maniculatus bairdii (prairie deer mouse) is the source of this 1476-nucleotide messenger RNA. Its product is annotated as chemokine-like factor. Gene Ontology annotation, cellular component: membrane. Lineage: Eukaryota; Metazoa; Chordata; Mammalia; Rodentia; Cricetidae. The record is from RefSeq and is a predicted model, not a curated record.